Postia placenta MAD-698-R-SB12 is the source of this 1117-nucleotide messenger RNA. RefSeq lists its product as hypothetical. The coding region runs from base 1 to 1038 and encodes 345 amino acids. The record is from RefSeq and is a predicted model, not a curated record. NCBI's taxonomy places the organism in Eukaryota, Fungi, Basidiomycota, Agaricomycetes, Polyporales, Adustoporiaceae. Gene Ontology annotation, molecular function: zinc ion binding; oxidoreductase activity. The transcript is spliced from 9 exons.
AUGGCGACCACCAUGAAGGCUGUCUACUAUCAUGCCCCCCGAAAUUUUGAAAUCCGGGAGGUGCCUGUACCUCAAGUAGGGGACGAUGAUGUACUGUUCAAGGUCCGAUGUUGUGGUAUCUGCGGUACCGAUGGCCAUGUCCACGCAGGGGAAUUCAUCUCAUCGUUCCCGUUAAUCCCUGGACAUGAAGUUGUUGGCGAAGUAGCUGCUUUCGGAAAGAACGUGACUGGCUUCGCGAAAGGUGACCAUGUCGUCGCUGAUCCUGGCGUAACGUGUGAAGCGUGUUUCUACUGUCGCCGUGGCCAGUCCUUGCUAUGCGAGAAUUUCCAGGGCAAGGGUGUCAGCGCAAGCGAACCCGGCGGGUUCAGUGAAUACAUCACAUUCGCAGCAAAGAAAGUAUACAAGAUCCAGAACCUCAGCGACGAGGAGGCUACUCUCAUCGAGCCUGCUGCAUGCGCCAUUCACGGCAUGGACAAGCUCGGCACAGCCGUUGGCAUAGAAGCACUCGUCAUCGGCGCGGGGCCAACUGGCCUGAUCCUUGCACAACUCCUCAAACUGAAUGGCGCGCAGAGAGUAGUCAUCGCUGCGAAUAAAGGUAUCAAGACAGACAUCGCCAAGCAGCUGGAUGCGGGCCACGAGUAUGUCGAGCUCGACAGAGUGAACCCCGGGGAACAGUGGGAGAAGCUUAAACAGGAGAAUCCGUACGGAUUUGACGUCGUCGUCGAGGCCACAGGCUCGGAAAAAGUAGCAAACGACUCCAUCAAUUAUGUCCGCCGAGGGGGGACACUCAUGGUCUACGGCGUCUACGACAACUCUGCGCUUGUCCACUGGCCACCCUCCAAGAUUUUUGUAGACGAGAUAAAGAUCAUCGGCUCGUUCGCGCAAACACAUUGCUUCCCUCGCGCUGUUGCGUAUCUUGAUAGCGGCAAGAUUCGUGUGAAGGGCAUGGUGACAGACGUCUACUCAAUAUCAGACUACCAGAAGGCGUUGGACAAGAUGAACAGCCGUGGAGCUUUGAAGAUAGCUGUCAAGGCUUGAUGAAGUUCAGACGUUCCGACAGACUGUGCUGUACACAUAAAUUAGACUAUUGGAAAUGACUUCCUACCUUGCUGCGUGA